This is a messenger RNA of Pan troglodytes (chimpanzee), 3359 nucleotides long. RefSeq names its product zinc finger protein 722 (gene ZNF722). The record is from RefSeq and is a predicted model, not a curated record. Gene Ontology annotation, biological process: regulation of transcription by RNA polymerase II. Bases 134 to 1288 code for a protein of 384 amino acids. The transcript has 4 exons. Gene Ontology annotation, molecular function: DNA-binding transcription factor activity; RNA polymerase II cis-regulatory region sequence-specific DNA binding. Lineage: Eukaryota; Metazoa; Chordata; Mammalia; Primates; Hominidae. Gene Ontology annotation, cellular component: nucleus.
CUUCCGUAAGUUUGCGGGUCCUUGUGUGCUUCUCUGCGUCCCGAGCUCCAGUUCUUUUCUUCAGGGCUCUGCGUUCUCUGCUCCUAGAGGCCAAGCCUCUGUGGCCUUGUGUCCUGCAGGUAUUCGCAGAUUUAUGGCUGAAAGACCGGGAUCCCCUGGAAGCCGAGAAAUGAGACUGUUGACAUUCAGAGACAUAGCUAUAGAAUUCUCUCUGGAGGAGUGGCAAUGCCUGGAUUGUGCUCAGCAGAAUUUAUAUAGAGAUGUGAUGUUAGAGAACUACAGAAACCUGGUCUCCCUGGGUAUUGCUGACUCUAAGCCAGACUUGAUUACCUGUCUGGAGCAAAAUAAAGAGGCUUGGAAUAUAAAGAGAAAUGAGAUGGUAGCCAAACACCCAGUUACGUGUUCUCAUUUCACCCAAGACCUUCAUCCAGAGCAGGGCAUAAAACAUUCACUCCAAAAAGUAAUACCAAGAACAUAUGGAAAAUGUGGACAUGAGAAUUUACAAUUUAAAAAAUGCCGUAAAAGUGUGAGUGAGUGUGAGGUGCACAAAGGAGGUUAUAAUGAAGUUAAGCAAUGUUUGUCAAAUACCCAAAACAAAAUAUUUCAGACUCAUAAGUGUGUCAUAGUCUUUGGUAAAUUUUCAAAUUGCAAUAGACAUGAAACAAGAUAUACUGGAAAGAAACAUUUCAAAUGUAAAAAAUAUGGCAAAUCGUUUUGCAUGCCUUCACACCUAAAUCAACAUCAGAUAAUUCAUACUAAGGAGAAGUCCUACAAAUGUGAAGAAUGCGGCAAAUCCUUUAAACGCUCCUCAAACUGUACUACACAUAAAAGAAUUCAUACUGGAGAGAAACCCUACAGAUGUGAGGAAUGUGGCAAAGCCUUUAGGUGGCCCUCAAACCUUACUAGACAUAAGAGAAUUCAUACUGGAGAGAAACCCUACACAUGUGAAGAAUGUGGCCAAGCUUUUAGGCGCUCCUCAACACUUACUAACCACAAGAGAAUUCAUACUGGAGAGAGACCCUACAAAUGUGAAGAAUGUGGCAAAGCCUUUAGCAUAUCCUCAACCCUCAAGGACCACAAGAGAAUUCAUACUGGAGAGAAACCCUACACAUGUGAAGAAUGUGGCAGAGCCUUUAACUGCUCCUCAACCCUUAAGACACAUAAGAGAAUUCAUACUGGAGAGAAACCCUACAAAUGUGAAGAAUGUGACAAAGCUUUUAAGAGGCAUUCAAGUCUUGCUAAACAUAAGAUAAUUCAUACUGGAGAGAAACCCUACAAAUGUAAAUAAUGUGGCAAAUUCCAGCCCUCAGGCCUUAUAAUACAUACAAUAAUUUAUGCUGGAAAAAAACACUGCAAGUGUAGAGAAUAUGGACAAACCUUUAACAAGUUCCAAACCUUAAUAGAAAAUAAGAGAAUCCAUAUUGGACAAAAAUUUUAUAAAUGUAAAAAAAUGUAACAAAGCCUUUGACCAACCCUCAAACCUUAAUGAACCCAAGAGAAUUUAUUUUAAAAAAAAAUAUUUUUUUGAGAUGGUAUCUCCCUUUGUCACCCAGGCCGCAGUGCAGUGGCACAAACUCAGCUCACUGUAACCUCUGCCUUCCAGGUUCAAGUGAUUCUCCUCCCUCAGCCUCCUGAGUAGCUGGGAUUAUAGGCAUGUGCCACCACACUGGCUGAUUUUUGCAUUUUUAGUAGAGAUGGAGUUUCACCAUGUUGGCUAGGCUGGUCUCGAACUCCUGACCUCAGGUGAUCCACCUGCCUCAGCCUCCCAAAACCUAAGAGAAUUUAUAUUAGAGAUACCCUAGAAAGGUUAAAAAAAAAAAAGUGAAAAAACCUUUAAGCACAUCUCAGGCCUUACACAAUAUCUGUUAAUUCAUUCUAGAGAGAAAUCCUACAAAAGCAAAGAAUGUGGUAACGCUUUUAACUAGUCUAGAACCCUUAUUAUACAUAAGAGAUGUAAUACUUAAGAGAAACCCUACAAUAAGGAAUAUGGCAAUGUCUUUAAAAAGUCCUCAAACCUGAAUAAAUGUAAGAUAAUUGAUACUGGAGAGAACCCCUGAAACUGUAGAAAAAAAUGUGGCAAAGCCUUUAACUGGUUUCCAUCCUUAUUAAUUAAAAAAAUUUUAUACUGGAGAGAAACUCUACAGCAUAAAAAUGUGACAGAGCAUUUAACCAUACCUCAAACUUUUCUAAAAAAGGGAAAUCAUACUGGUGAGAAACUAGAAAUGUGUUAAAUGUGGCAAGGCCUUUAAAUGGUAGUCACACGUUAUGGUAGGUAAGAUAAUGUAUACUGAAGAAAACUACAAAUAUGAAAUGAAGAAUGUGGCAAAACUUUUAAUAAAUUCUCACACCUUAUGCCACAGGAAAGCAUUUAUACUAGAGAAAAAUUGUAGAAAUACAAAGAAUGUGAAAAGCCAUUACUAUCAGCUCACAUUUUACUCAAUAUCAGAAAGUUUAUAGUUAAUAAUAGCAUUAUAGGUUGGGCGUGUUGGCUCACCCUUGAAAUUCCAGCACUUUGGGAGGCCAAGGUCAGUGGAUCAUGAGAUCAGGAGUUCAAGACCAGCCUGGCCAACAUGGUGAAAGCCCAUCUCUACUAAAAAUACAAAAAUUAGCCAGGCGUGGUGGCGUAUGCCUGUAAUCCCAGCUACUUGGGAGGCUGAGGCAGGCGAAUUGCUUGAACCUGAGAGGUGGAGGUUGCAGUGAGCCAACACAGAGCUGCUACACUGCAGCCUGGGUGACAGAGCAAGACUCCAUCUCAAAAAAACAAAAAAAGCAUUAUAAAUGUGAUUACUGUAAAAACACCUUUCGGAAAAUAUAGGCCUUUAAAGUAAAGACUAUUUAUUCUGAAGACAAACAUACAAACAUAAAGAGGAUUGUUAUACCUUUACUGGCAUUACAGAUGUUAUUGUAUGCAUUUUAUGUUAAAGGAAAACCCUGAAGCAGAUGCUCAAACUUUGUGGAACAUCAGAGAAUUUAUAUUUGAGAGAAAGCCUAAACAUGUAAUGAAUGUGAAAAAACAUUUGUUCAAAAACUACAGCUUAGAAGACACCAGUUUAUACUAAAUAUUUUUGUAGAUCCAAUAUAUGGGGAAAAUAUAUUUGAUGAAAAAGUAAGUUUAUAUAAACAUUUGAGGAUUCACAGUAGAAAGAAUGAAGGCACUGAAACUUCAGACAUUACACUAAAUCAGAGUGUUGAAUGUAAAAGAGAUCCAAAGAUAACAGUAUAUACAUUUCAAAGAAGUAGUUUCUUUGGAGAUUUAUAAUUACAUUUGAGGUAUGCUUCAUUUUCUGCAAAAAAAAAUUUAGAUUUUCUGAAAAGCAAAUAAUAUUGUAACUCAAGUCUCAGAUUACUUAAUGUUGAUU